UUGACCCCACAGCCAAAGUUCACACUUUCCCAUUUCCACACAAAAUUCACUCAUAAAAUGCCAUGUCUCCACUCAAACUCUCCACUGCCUAAACCUUGAGCUUAGUUUAGAAUCUCUCUCUGUUUUUCUAAGUUGGGAAGAGAGAUGAGUUUUGUUCUCAUUAGGAGGCCAAAUGGAUACUCCAAGGUUGAUAAAGAAGAUCCAGAAGAGAUAAUUCAUCGAAGAGCACAGUUUCUUAUCAACAAAGUGUUGGAAAGAGCAGAUUCGAUGGGGAAACCUUCGUAUCUGAGAAUUAGAAUUCGAAGGCUUAAGGUUAGAUUUGGGAGGAGAUUGAAGAAGCUAAAGAAGAGUGCAAUGGCAAGUAUUUCAACUCUCAAGAUUGGUGUUUACAAGCAAGUCAUUUCUCAGAUCAGAAAUUGCAAGUCUCUGUUUGGCCCAAAACAAACUCAUUUUCCCAAUUUUCCUCUGUUGUUAUCAUCUUGACGAGCACUCACCAUAGUUUCUUCAGUCAAAUCAUUGGGAAAAUGAUUUCUGUUUUUCCUUGGAGCUUUAAUUUUCUUCACAAGCUUUGUUAUAUGAAAGAAAAAUUUAUAAGCAUUUCUUUGGGUGGUGGCGGUAUUUUAU
Molecule: messenger RNA, 624 nt
Organism: Benincasa hispida (wax gourd)
Lineage: Eukaryota; Viridiplantae; Streptophyta; Magnoliopsida; Cucurbitales; Cucurbitaceae
Source: RefSeq, a predicted model, not a curated record